UUUAUCUAUGGUGGUAGUUGAGGUGGCUUGUCAUUGUCAAGCAAAUCAUAAAAUAAAAAGUUAUUUAAAAAUCAAAAUGCCACGUAAACAAAACCUUGUAUGGAAAUACUUUAAAAGGUACUCGAGAGGAAAAUAUAUACAUGGAGAUUGUAUAUAUUGUAAAAAAAUGUUUAUAGCCAAUCCUAGGAGAAUGGAAAAACACUUAUCAGUUUGUUCAAAAGCGCCAGCCGAAAUUAAAAGAUUGUUUUCUCAAGAAAACAGAAGUCCUCAGAAUAAAGAAAAUCAGAUUCCUACUGCUGAUACACAAAGUAUAAAAUCUUCGAAUUCAAGCAUUCUAAACUUUUGCGACCACAUAAGUGAUAAAGAAAGUUUACAAUUGAAUACGCUACUAGCUAGAGCAAUAUAUGCCACAUGUUCCCCUUUGUCAUUGGUGGAAAACAAAUAUUUCAAGACAUUUCUGAAAACUAUACGACCAUCUUACAGUCCUCCGUCAAGAUAUCAAAUAUCCACAGGUUUGUUGGAUAAGGAGCACAAUUUAAUACAGGAAAAAAUUGGUGAAAAAUUAAGUAAAGCCAAUUCUCUGAUCCUGCUUUCGGAUAGUUGGACGGAUAUCAACGGAAUAUCCUUAAUAAAUAUAGUAUUUUCAACACCGGAACCGAUAUUUUACAAAACGAUAGAUAGUAAAACAGAAAGUCAUACAGGGCAAUAUAUAGCAGAUGUGUUAUCUAAGGCUAUAGAAGAAGUGGGAUCACAAAAAGUAGAUGCCGUAGUGACGGAUAAUGCGAGAAAUAUGAAACUAGCAUGGAGUUUAUUAAAAGAAAAACACCCACACUUAGUAACCUAUGGAUGUAUUGCUCAUGGAAUUAACCUUCUCCUUAAAGAUCUUUACAGCCUGCCCUCAGUUUCAAAAUGUACUGCAUCUAUAAAAGAUAUUAUAAAAUUUUUCAAAAAUAAGCAUAUGGCAAAGCAAGUUUUAAAAGAAAUUCAUUUAACCGAUAAUGGUAAUAAAGAAAUUGCUCUAAUAACGUAUGUUGAGACCAGAUGGGGCUCAAUGGUGCAAUCUUUUGUAAGUGUUUUAAAGAACAAAGAUUUUCUUCAAAAAGCUGUGUUGCAUAAAUAUAUUCGUCCAAUAGUGGACGCACGAAUUCGUAGAUACAUUUUAGACGAGGACGAGUUUUGGCCUAAGGUAAAAUUUAUUACGGAAUUUACUAAACCAAUUGCAGAUGUAAUAAAGGCACUGGAAGGAGAUACUUCUUUAUUAUCUAAAGUAUAUUCCCACAUAAAAGUACUGGAUGACUUAUUUUGUGAUAAGUUGGAUUUCCUAAAUAAUGUAGAGAUAAUUAAGGCUAAAGAAAUAUUUGAACACAGAAAAUCCUUUAUUUUUCACCCAGUCCAAUUAGCGGCUUAUCUUUUGGACCCGAAAGAAAUAGGUAACAGAAUGACUGAAGAUGAUAUGAAUAUAGCUUUGAAUUUCAUAGCUGAGUUUGCUUCUAUCCGGAACUACGAUAUGGACAAAAUACUGUCAGAUUUGGCAAAUUAUAAAGCCCGAGCAGGGCCAUUUAGUAAUUCAAAUAUUUGGCGAGCUGCCAACAGUACGAAUCCUACUAUAUGGUGGAAGGGUUUUUUCCAGAAUUAUGAGUUGUCAAAGGUAGCCACAAGAAUACUAAAUUUCCCUCCAACAUCAGCUAGUUGUGAGCGCAACUGGAAAACGUACUCUUUGACUAAAACUAAAAAGCGAAAUCGAUUGACCAUAGAAAGAACAAAUAAGUUAAUAACAGUAAAAUACAAUUUGCAGUUAUUAAAUGACGAAGAUUUCCAACAAACCGAUUUACUUACCGGAAAAGAAACUGAAGUUAAGAGUGAUGAAGAAAUUGCAAUGGGCGAAAGUACAGCAAGUGAGGACAGUGACUUGAUAAUAUAUGAUGAGACUGAUGAUGAACAAAUUGAUGAUAUUAAUGGCGAAGACAGUAUUGACGAAGAAAUGGCAGAAGAGAUAGAUCUAGAAAAUGAAUGCAUCGAAGAAUUUGAUAUUGAAAAUAAUCAGAGAACUUUUUCUGAAAAUAAUGAGCAAGGUUUAGAAGAAGCAAAUGAAAAGACCAUUGAUGAAGAUGACCAAAAUAUGGAUAUGGUAAAUGAAUUAAAUAUAAUUAGUGGACAGAAUGAGGAAGACCCAGUAAUUGGCACUGACACUAAUGAACAGGAUAGAAUUAUGUACGUGCCAGGCAAGUUUUUUGUACUUGGAAGACUUACUACAGAAAAAGACCAAUGAUUUAUCCAUGUCUUAAUUUGAUUUACUAUAUUUUUUAUUUUUUCAUAUUGGAAAACAAAAUAUGUUUAUUAUUAGUUUUAUUUAUUUCCAUACUUUCUGUUAAGUGUUGAA
This is a messenger RNA of Anoplophora glabripennis (Asian longhorned beetle), 2380 nucleotides long. RefSeq lists its product as uncharacterized. The record is from RefSeq and is a predicted model, not a curated record. Lineage: Eukaryota; Metazoa; Arthropoda; Insecta; Coleoptera; Cerambycidae. The coding region runs from base 8 to 2269 and encodes 753 amino acids. The transcript is spliced from 2 exons. Gene Ontology annotation, molecular function: DNA binding; protein dimerization activity.